ACAGCCAAUAAGGGCCUGAUGAGCUCAAGUAUCGCUAUAACACAAGGACUUAUUCUCUGAGCGGAGCCUGCAGGUUCUGACAGACCAUCAUCAUCUUCAUCGCUGGAGCUUCUCUUCCUCUCUGAGGUGUGAAGUCUGCUGUCACCAUGUCUGACAACGAGGAAGUGGAUCAGCUCGAGGAUGAGGAAGCCCAGGAGGAGGUAGUAGAAGUAGAAGUAGCCCCUGAGGCGGAGGCCCAGGUAGAAGCAGAGCCAGAGGUAGAGCCUGAACCAGAGCCAGAGCCAGAGCCAGAGGAGGUGGUGCAGCAGGUGGUUCAUGAGGAGGAAGACGCCUAUGAAGAGGAAGUGGAGGAGGGAGAUCAAGAUGAAGAGAAGCCAAAGUUCAAACCCUCUGCUCCAAAGAUCCCUGAUGGAGAGAAAGUGGACUUUGACGACAUCCAGAAGAAACGUCAAAACAAAGACCUGAUUGAGCUGCAGUCGCUGAUUGAUGCUCACUUUGAAUGCAGGCAGAAGGAGGAGGAGGAGCUCAUCGCUCUCAAAGAGAGAAUCGAGAAGCGUCGUGCUGAGCGAGCCGAGCAGCAGAGGAUUCGCGCUGAGAAGGACAAAGAACGGCAGGCCAGGCGGGAGGCUGAGCGGCAGAGAAAGGAGGAAGCCGACGCCCACAGGAAGGCUGAGGAUGAGGCCAAGAAGAAGAUAGCGCUGAGCAACAUGGGAUCGGGCUACAGCGGCAUCCUCCAGAGGGCUGAACAGAAGAGGGGCAGGAAGCAGACUGAAAGAGAAAAGAAGAAGAAGAUUAUGGCAGAGAGAUGCAAACCCCUGAACAUCGACAACUUCAGCGAGGACAAACUGAGGGAAAAGGCGAAGGAGUUGUGGGAGAGGCUGCACAGCCUGGAGGCGAUAAAAUUUGACCACUGCGAGAAGCUCAAGAGACAGAAGUAUGAGGUGGUCUCCCUCAGAAACCGGAUCGACGAGCUGCAGAAACACAGCAAGAAGGGCGCCGCCUCACGCCGCAGGAAGUGAGCCCUGCCCGGAGGCGCCCCCUCUCGGCGACAGCUCGACUCACGGCGUCCGGCAGCAGCCUGACCGUCUGGAUCUGCCUGUCAUGUUUUUAGCUCCACUAAAGACGUUUUAGCUCACUGUGUUUGUGUAUGAAAGAGGAUUGGGAGAAUAAAAGGGCAGAAUCAUUUAC
Scatophagus argus is the source of this 1188-nucleotide messenger RNA. Its product is annotated as troponin T, fast skeletal muscle isoforms-like. The transcript has 16 exons. Gene Ontology annotation, molecular function: troponin I binding; troponin C binding; tropomyosin binding. The record is from RefSeq and is a predicted model, not a curated record. Bases 147 to 1019 code for a protein of 290 amino acids. Gene Ontology annotation, cellular component: troponin complex. NCBI's taxonomy places the organism in Eukaryota, Metazoa, Chordata, Actinopteri, Scatophagidae. Gene Ontology annotation, biological process: regulation of muscle contraction; sarcomere organization; muscle contraction.